AUGCCUAAAAACGCUACCACUACACUUAUUCUGGUGACGGGCAUGCUCGUAUCAGGUGUCUGUAAUACUAUACUGAACAAAUUCCAAGACAUGCAAUGUGUUGGCAAUUGCGAUGAUCCGAACCCAAAAAAUCGGCACUAUUUUGAACAACCUAUCUGGCAAACUUUAAAUAUGUUUGUAGGUGAGUUCGCUGUAUGGAUCGUCUAUCUAUAUCAACUAUAUCAGGAAAAGCAACAACAACGGGUAAGUAAAUAUCAAAAGGUACCAGCGGCGGUACCUCCACCCUCAGCCCUGAACCAAUUGGAUGCUGCGAGCGUAGUCGAUGAAGUAAACCAAGAGCACGUAAAAAUUGUUGAUGAGGAUCUUCCAGAAUUGAAAGGGUGGAAAGCUCUUCUAUUUUGGAUUCCUACUUUAUGUGAUUUAACGGCGACAACCGUAAUGAAUGUGGGUUUAAUUCUUACAUCAGCUAGUGUAUAUCAGAUGUUAAGGGGUGCUGUAGUGAUAUUCACCGGUGUAUUCAGUUAUAUGUUCUUGAAGCGCCGUCUACGCUUAUACGAAUGGUUUUCAUUAACAAUGGUCGUUGUUGGUGUCGGUAUUGUUGGUCUUUCUUCUGUGUUAGUGCCUCAAAAGAAGCCCAAAGAUGUCGUCUUUGAUGGUGAAAAUACUGAUACAUCAUCCUCACUCGACUUUGCUUCUCUUUUGGGUGUGUGUUUGGUCCUUGGAGCCCAACUUUUUACCGCAUCUCAAUUUGUAAUUGAAGAGAAGAUCCUGAGCCGUUAUCGUAUUACGCCCUUAAAAGCAGUAGGUUUUGAAGGCUCCUUUGGUCUUAUAUCAGUAUUAGCCGCCAUGCCCAUCCUUCACAUUACUUUGAGUAAAACACAUCCAUCUUUUGAUAUGGUGCAAGGCUUCCAUGAUUUCUUUGAUCAUGCUCUUGUUUGGCAAACUGGUUUGGCUAUUAGCAUUUCUAUUGCUUUCUUCAACUGGUUUGGGCUGUCCAUAACUUCUGCAGUAUCAGCUACUGCUAGAAGCACUAUUGAUGCUUGUCGAACUUUAUUUAUUUGGAUGGUGUCCUUGUAUUUGGGCUGGGAACAUUUCUCUUGGAUUCAAGUGGUUGGUUUUAUUGUGUUAGUGAUAGGUACAUUCUACUUCAAUGGUGUUCUCAAAUGGCCUUUCAUCACCAAUGAAGAAGCAGAAAACGAGGGUGAGAGAAGACCAUUGUUAUUGUCUAACGAACAAUAA
Messenger RNA from Mycotypha africana, 1239 nucleotides. RefSeq lists its product as uncharacterized. The coding region runs from base 1 to 1239 and encodes 412 amino acids. The transcript is spliced from 4 exons. The record is from RefSeq and is a predicted model, not a curated record. Gene Ontology annotation, biological process: transmembrane transport. Gene Ontology annotation, cellular component: membrane; intracellular membrane-bounded organelle. Lineage: Eukaryota; Fungi; Mucoromycota; Mucoromycetes; Mucorales; Mycotyphaceae.